CACAGUAUUAUUUUUGGGUGCCGCCCAAUAUCCCGACUUCCCCAAAAUCACGACGCUACCGACAUACCUAAAAACUCUUAAUUACGCCGAGGUAGAUGUUAAUCAAACUACUACCAAUUACGAAAUUAUUUAG
Molecule: messenger RNA, 133 nt
Organism: Ambispora leptoticha
Lineage: Eukaryota; Fungi; Glomeromycota; Glomeromycetes; Archaeosporales; Ambisporaceae
Source: the annotation of a GenBank genome assembly